CAAGCUUGUGGAUUUACACUGAAACCAUUCCAGACGAGAUCAAUAAGACAGAAAUUCAGCCGGAUAGCGAGAAUAAAAGAAACACAUUUCUGCUUUGUAGUUCUGUUAGACAAUAUAAGGACAAGAAGAUGGAAGCCCAGCAAGAAUCAGUUUUACAUUUUAAAAUAUCUGUGGAUGAGAAUGAGCCAAAACGUGGUGUUCUUGCAGUGCUCGAGAAACUGCGUCCUAACUGGAAGCCAGAGGAGGUUAAACUGAAGUUCUUUACUGAAGGAAUCACAAACCAACUGAUAGGCUGCCAUGUGGAUAAAUUAAUGGAAGACGUAGUCCUGGUUCGUAUCCAUGGAAAAAUGACUGACCUCUUUGUGGAUAGAGAGACUGAAAUGAAAAGUUUUGAAGUUCUUCAUGCCCAUAACUGUGGACCUCAGCUCUACUGCACUUUUGAGAAUGGAAUCUGCUAUGAGUAUGUGAAAGGAACGGUCUUGGGCGAAGGACUGGUGAGACAGCCAGCAAUAUACAGGUUAAUUGCAAUGGAAAUGGCAAAACUUCAUUCAAUUCCAGCACAAAACAAUUCACCUGCCAAACCAAUUCUGUGGAAAAAGAUCUCAGAGUUCCUUAAUUUAGUCAAAACCUCUAAGGAUGACUCACCAGUUUACAAGUGUUCCAGGUUCCUGACAGAGGUUCCCAGCAUUGACAUCCUUGUGAGCGAAAUUGAAACACUUAAAAAGCACCUUUCUCAAAUCAAAUCCCCAGCAGUGCUGUGUCAUAAUGACCUACUGUGUAAAAACAUCAUCUACAAUGAAGCUAAAGGUUUCGUAAGAUUUAUUGAUUAUGAAUAUGCAGGUUACAACUACCAGGCAUACGACAUUGGGAAUCACUUUAAUGAAUUUGCAGGAGUGCAUAAUGUAGAUUACAGCCUCUACCCUAACCAAGAUCUACAAAGCGACUGGCUUGCAACCUAUUUAGAAACCUACAAGGAUUACAAUGGCAUGGAUUCUACAGUCUCUGACGAGGAAGUGCAGAAGCUGUAUGUUCAAGUCUGCAAAUUUUCUUUGGUUUCACACUUUUCAUGGGGCCUCUGGGCUCUCCUCCAGGCCAGAUAUUCCACGAUUGACUUUGAUUUCCUGAGGUUCCAAAAAAGCCCAGAUGGGAUUCAUUUCCAUUCUACUCAAGAACGUAAACGAUACAACGAAAUUAAGGGGCAUUAAACUACUUGAUGACAUUCUGGUCACAUUAAUGAAGACUGGCAUUUUAGUGAACGGAAAGGGGGAAUCAAUCUAAGAUGAGCAGACGUGUUAGUGCAGUGAUUUUAUUUGAUAUAGGAAAAAAACACAAAAACAAAAUGUUUUCUUUGCCACUUUUCACCAAAAACGUGUUUCCCCGAGGGCUUUUUCUAACAGAUUUUGGAUUUGAUACUGUCCUCCAAUCUGCCCCAGCCAAAACUCUUUGUUGUUUUUUUUAGUGUGUGUGUGUGCUAACAUCCUAUGAAAAAGCACUCCAAAAGUAGUACUUUCCAGCCAUAGUGGUUACAUUAAUUGUUAAUGACAAAGGCAACCUACACUCUGUGUGGUUUCCUGCCCUCAUUUGGAUCAUUUUCAGAGCCCCUUUUCCUGAUAGGAAAUGCAAUCUGAGAUGUGCAAAAACAGUGUGUAUAUUGUAGUUUAAUUGGCCCUCACUGUCGCUCAUCCCCAGCUCGGCGCGUGUGCUCUAGGGUCUCUGUUCCACAACAGGAAAGAAUAAACCCAGGCUCAAAUCAUAGGAAAUUCAUCAAAUAUGGUUCUUGGAGUUCUGUCUUUCAAGCGCUGUUUCCCUGCCAUAUGAUCUCUAUAAACCAAAUUACUCCUGGCUCCCUUACAGGACUGCAGGCGCCUGGGGCUAGUACAUAAUGAAAGCCAAAUGCAAGUGACAAUAGAGGGAUCGCAGAGAAGAAUGGAAAACUUUCCUUUUUCUUUCCCCUGAAGUAGAUAUUUCAUUUUGUUUAUACAUAUACUUAAAAUUGUAUAAUGUAUUUGGCAAAGCAGCGAUUCUUUUACAGUUCCAGACUUGUGUGACAAACCCAUUAUUUUAACAGAAUUAUAUGUAAGGGCUAUCAUAUGUCUAGUGCCAAUUUUAAAUAUUUAAAAUUAAAAUGUGGGGAAUAUGCAUGUCAGCUCUUUCAGUGCUAAAUGCUCUAACUGCUUCACCAAAGGUUCAAAGCUAAAAAAAGAAAAGCUAUCCCAAGUUCAGGAAUUUGCUAUAUUAUUUCUAUCUCAUGUGUGAUUUGUAUGCAAGCCUUAAUCACGAUAACUGUAGUGCAGGUAACCUGUUUAGUUCCAGAAACUCUACCAGUAAAAAGUUUGGGCAGGUUGAGUCUGUAUCCACACUGUCACUGACUGCAAGUUCCCGAUCAGCAGUCUACUAUACAUCUGGCAAGAUGCCGGAGUAGUUCAGUGGACUUGAGGUGGUCAGAGUAAGCUCAGAUCAUCUCACAUCAGGAAUCUCUGAAACCUGCCAGUUGCCCAUGAGUUGGUAAAAGUGUUUAUUUUAAAAAGAAACCAUUCAUCAACAAUAAUCAGAAUAAAAAUAAUACUUAAACAGUCUUUAAAUCUACUUGUUUUCAAGUGCAGGAACAUGUUUGCUAUUUGAUCUGUAGCACACAAGGUGCUUUAGGUCUUUAAAUCCACUUAAGGGUAAUAAUCCUAAAACUGUAGUCUAAGGCACUGGAAUGUACUGUGCUCUACUACAAGAUAAAAAAGUUUAUGAAAGUUUUUAAAAAAGCUUUUUAAUCUGUAAACAAAACUGCAUGAUCUCAAACAAUAAAUAACCUUUAAGGCAAAAAAAUAAUUUGAGUAUCUAGAAAUGUGAUGCAGUUAUACAGGUAAUUGAAUGCAUUUGCAUAUUCAGUAAAAGUAAAAACAGUUUUAGAGUUAUACAGUACAUCCUUUGUUCUUUUACAAAUUAUCUAGCAGUGCUUCAGUUCUCUUCCUAUGUAAUUUUGAAUUGUUACAUACAGAGAUGUAUAACUAAACCAUACAUGAACAUGAAUAUUUAGAAAACACAUUGUUUGUGAUAGAGAAGCUGGUAAAACACAUUGAGCUACAUUUAUUAAAAAAAAAUAUUUUGUUUGUAGAUUCGCUGUCUAAACUGGUACUCUUACCAUACCUUAUAGUUUACAUUUUAAGAUCCUAUCUAGAGUUUUAUUUUAUAGGUAAGCUGCAAAGCUGAUAUAAAGUGUUACUGGUUCUUUAACUUUACAUUUUUAUUGUUCCUGCUUGAAAGUUUGGAAUUGUUUAAGAUGAGAAAAUCUGCAGUUCAAUUAAGAACAUGAAAUAUGGUCAGUGAGGUCAUAUACUGUACUGUAAUUCAGCCUAAGUGUUUUUUUAAUUUUUUUUCAAACAUAAGAAAAGCUGCACAGACAUUUUGAAUCCUUUAUUCAAUGAAACUGCAAUUUGUUAACCAAGUUUUCUUAUCAGAUAUCUGAUGAGGCAUUUGUUUCUAAUGUAGCAAAAUUCAACUUUAGACAGAUAUGCAUCUGCAACAAAUAUAAUCGCUCAAAAAUGAUGAUCGUUGAGAAUUAAAAUAAUUUUCUGAAGCUGGCAGUCAAAUAUUAUACAACAAAGGGCAGUGAUAAAGAACCUUUUUGAUCUUGAUCUUUGAUCUCUGACCUUUUAUGUCAAUUUUUAAAUGCUAAUAGACUUUAGUUAGAGAUUAUAGCACUAAAUCUAAAAAGCUGUCCUGGUGGUGAGCUGGAGUCUAACAUCAGCAUCUCAACUCCAGUGCACCGCUGAGACCGAGAGUAACACACAGGCUGUUCUAUAUUGCACAACUGCUACAAAGACAAAUCCUCAGACAAAUUAAUCAGCAUUCCUUGUCCAGAAUUCUGAGACAAUGAGUCUAGAUACAGCAGAAUGGCUCUCAAUGUGAACACAUUAAUGCAUUUGCAUUCUGUAUUUGACAUACAGUGUCUAUCUUUAUGAAAAGCUUCUCCAGACACAGGUUUACUCAAUACCAAACCUGAACAGUAUAACGGAUGAAGUGAAAUUAGGGAGAGGAAACAUGUUCAGAUAGUCUGUAGAGUCUCUGAUGACGGGAGGAAUCAAAUUUUAAUUUGGAAGUUAAAAUAGCAACUUGGAUACACCAUAAUAGCAUAUCAGCAACGUGAACAGUAUGGAGAUAGAUGGUGCUUUGCCAAACAUGGGAGACCCUUAAGCUUUAAGUGUAAAAAAAAUACAUCUUGCUUCUCUUGGCAUACACUACUCCCUCCUGGUCUGUCCUGGUUUGCCGAGAUAAAAGUAACAAGACAAGAUCCUCAACUCAGCAAAGCUUGUUACAAGAUUGAAUUAUUCUGAAUCGCCUCCCUAUCCCAGCUAAGACGUAUUCAGACAGGACUAUUUUUGUAUUGAUUUUGUAUCUUGCAGUCGAUAUAAAAAAUGACACAAACUGUCAUCAAAAGCAGAGAGAAAUAAUCCAGGAGAAUUCCCAAAAUUGCCAAAGUUAAUGCAAAGACAUUCGACCUUCGGUCUGACAGUUAAGCAUACAUGCAGUAGAAGCACCUAGGGAAAUCCCAAAAAGAAAUCUUAAUUUCAAAAGUAAAAAUAGAAUGGUGAUAUGCUAUUCCAGGACCAAUUCACUUAAGAUACACACAGGCAGAUGGAUUUUAUUGAUAAUCAGUUCUACUGUACAUCAUUUUUGUAUCUUUAAAAAUUAAUUAAACAAAACAAGGUGUCUCUUUUAAAAUCGACCAGUUGUUUCUUAUUAACCUACAUCUUAAAUAGCAACCAUGUUUGAUACCAUAUUAUGCUGAUAGGUUCCCGCCUUUCAAAAUCCCUCCAGAAAGUCAAAUCAAAGCCCAUAUCAUUUAUGUAAUAUCAAUUAUCUCCCACAGUCUCUUAUGUACUCACAUUUGCUCAGUUAUUUGAAUCAAUUAACCUAAAUAAACAUAUUUGAAGCCCUUCCAAAUUUUACUAUGUAUUUUUCCAAUCUGCUUUAUUAUCCUUGUCUGUGUGAACAUGCUUUUUCUGGAAAUUUCUAAAUGUAUUUUUAUAUCUAAAUUAAAACAAAAUACAGUUAAAACGGGUGGAAAUUGUUUAAAUUCUCAAUAACUUCUAAUUGUUACUUAAAUUGUCUAAGCCAUGCAUUAACAUUCUUAACGAAAAAGUAAGUUUCUAAUUUUGCUUGGUUUGAUAAAAACAUGCAUUACUUGAUAAAUUAGUUACUGCCUCUAAUAUAAUCUUCAAAACAGUACAGUAUAAGUACAGUAUACAGGCAGACAGGUACUGAAGAUGUCAGACAUCAAGUCAGAGGACAGGAAAGAGGAAAAAAAUCACUGAAGGACACAGAAAAACUCAAAACCUUUUAACAAGAAAAUAUUCAUAAUUUCUUUUAAAAAUCAAAGUAAAAAAAAAACACCCAUCUCAGCAUUAGCAGCAAUACUUACAGAAGACACACGAGAAGCAUUUGCAAGAACAAGAGCAAAUUUUACUGUUUUUCAAAAAGCUGUCGUACCAGACCAAAUAUCAAAAGACUUUUGAUAUUUUGAUGACAUUUAUAGAUACAAUUAAUAUACAUUUUAAUCACAUGAUCUCCACUAUUUUUAUUUGUACAUCAUACUCCCAGUUUUGGAUGAUCGCAUUUUUAAAAUUGAACUUCAAGGUAAAAUUUGUUGCCCUUUUUUCUACCUACCUUCUUAUUAACAGUUUUAAUGUGGUUUUCUUAUUUCUUUAAAAGAAAAUUCCACAAUCUGCUGUAUUUAAAUGUUUGUUGUACAACCAUCUGUUUCCUCCAGGCUGUUCUCAUCUCUUGUUUAAUCACUUCGCUCUUGCUAAAUCUCAUCUUCCCUUUCAUUACUGACAUUUAACCUAAUCCUACCUUAAUCUUUCACUUCAUUUUCUUUUCUCGCAGUUAAAGUGAUGAAGUGGUGUUUUUUUUCCUUAAAUAAAAGCUGGAUGGGAACGGUGUGAAUUAGUAGUGUUUUAAUGUAAUCACUUCCUUUUUUGUAUCUGAAAGUAGUUGCUUUCAUGUGGUAUUAUUUAAACGACUUCUUAAUAAUGGUGAUUAAAUGAAUAAUGUUUUUGUCUGAAAGGAAGUGUUAGCAUAACGUGCCACAUCUAUGUUAAUGAAUAACUUUUAAAAUCAAAGUAAAGCUCACAGUUCAUAGGCUUAGAAAAUAUUUAAAGACAUUGCCGGUUGAUCUUAAAAGACUCGUCUAAGCCAUUUGAUUCUAAUAGUUUUUUCUCUCUCUUGACACAAGAUGACAUUUAGGUGAUAGUACAGUGAUCAAUGGCAGCAAUGAUGAAUUUCAAAUAACUCAGAUACUGUGUGUUAUUCCUCUUUAUGCAAAAACAAGGUAAAGAAAUGCAUUUGAAGCAUAUUAGGUGAAUAUAUUUGACAAUGAAUUUGGAAUGAAUGUUUUCCAUUUGCAUUGAUUGCCUUUUGAUAAUCCUUCAACAGGAUAAGGAGUCUCUUUUAUGUUUUAUCAUUACUAGAUUCACUCAUGCCUCGCAUGGUUAUUUUACAUGUACUGUAUGUAGGUCAAAACAAAAGACCUUACAUGACAAAAGGCCUAAACAGGUGUGCUAUUCUCAGGAAUUAUGUCUUUUCCAGUAUUGUGCUUGCUGGCAGAUGCCACUUACUGUAAAUAACAAUGUGCACACUGGAGCAAAAAAAUCCCACAAAGUACAGCAUACAGCACAGUAUGGUAAAAUUACCCCAAAACCUUACUAGUGCUAAAUAGUUUAACUGGCAUGUUAGCAAAGCUAAUGAAUGCUUUUUAACUUACUGUCAUAAUUGAAUGCAUGAACAACCUGCGAGUUUAAUGUCAUGUUCCGUGUAAUUUAAGUCUUAUGUUCUUU
Lepisosteus oculatus (spotted gar) is the source of this 6827-nucleotide messenger RNA. Its product is annotated as ethanolamine kinase 1-like. Gene Ontology annotation, cellular component: cytoplasm. NCBI's taxonomy places the organism in Eukaryota, Metazoa, Chordata, Actinopteri, Semionotiformes, Lepisosteidae. The record is from RefSeq and is a predicted model, not a curated record. Gene Ontology annotation, molecular function: ethanolamine kinase activity. Gene Ontology annotation, biological process: phosphatidylethanolamine biosynthetic process.